AUGUCUAGCCGAGUACAACUUAAAUCAACAAAAUUGCAACAUCGUAAAAGACCGAAAAAACGAAAAAAGUCAGAAAUUUAUAGAACCCCUGUUUUAUAUCAUCCCAAUCAAAAAGAUUAUUUUAAUUUGCAAAGUGAAUAUACAUGUUUACCUGAUAUAGAUGUAUUAAAUUUAUUAUCAAAAAAUAAAUUACAUGCAUUAGUAACUGCUAUCCGAAAUAAAGAUAACGAUCAAAUUAAUAAUAUCCUUUACAAAGAUAUAAAUAAUAUAUAUAUAGAUCCAAAAUAUAUUUACUACACCCCAAGUUUUGAUCAUAAUGAACAGGGUGAAGAUACCUCAAACGACUUUGACAAUGGUGAUAAACAAAACAGUUUAGCAGAAAAAAAUGAUACUCCAAAUCAAGAACCCAAUACAAAUAACCAACAAUGGAUUCGUAAAAAAGCUAGCGCUCUAAAUAAUGUUAAUUAUAAUAAAGAUUAUGGCAUGAAUAUAAAAAAGGUAGACGAAGAUGAGAGUGAAAAUAAUAAAGAAAACACAUUUGUAGAUGUGAAUAAUAUUUACUUUUAUUUUAAAAAGGUUAAUAUUACAAACAUAAAUAAAGACAACAUCAAUGAUGAUAUAUACAAUGAAUUAAAAGAAUUAAAAAGAAUAUCAGUAGAAAAAGGAGAUCCAAUUGGAUAUAACAUAUAUAAAUACUUUUUAAAUAUUAUUACUAAUGUAGAUCGAUUAAAAUAUAUUGAUGACUUUUUUUUAGUUGAUUAUAUAAAUAAUAUAUGGAUAAAUAAAAAUGUUCAUAAAUAUUUUUAUUUUUUAAAUUCUUUAUAUGAUAGAAUGAAAAAAAUUUCAUAUAAAUUAUUUAAUCUUAAUUAUAAAAUUGAUCAAAUUGGACAUAUUGAAGAAAAAAAUAAAAUGAUAUAUUUUGAAAGACAUGAAUUAUUUAACAAAAUUAUAAAAAAAACAAAAUUCAUACCUAAUUAUAUAUUAAAACAUAAUUAUAUUUAUUCUAAUAAUAUUUUAAAUUUAUAUGAAUAUGAUAUUCAAACAAAUUCAUUUACUAAUAAAUUUGACGUAACUUAUAAUCCAGUUACUUUAAAUGAUUUUUUUGAUCUAAAAAAAAAAACUAAUUUAAAUAUAUACUACAACCCAAAUAGGUUUGAUUCCUUUAUAAAUUAUGCACACACAUAUCCAAGAAACAACCAGCUCAAGCAAGUUAUGCAAAUCACUUAUGGAAAAAACGACCAAGAUAAUACACCACAUUGUGAUUCUCAAAAGAAAAAACUAAAUGAAAAGUUUAAAGAUGAAAAAAAUGAUAAGAAAAAUGUAAAUAGUUCAGUUCAAGCCAAACAAAAUGACAAACCCAAUAAUCAUCCUAAUUGGAUAGAUCGAAUAAAGAAUGAUACAAAAUUAAAAUAUGAAAUUUUAGAAAAAUUAUCAGAAAAAAUGCAUAGCGAAUUUCUUGAAAUGAAAAUAAUUGAUGAACAAAAUAAAAUAGAUCUAAAUAAAAUUGAUGAUAUAAAAAAUGAUAAAGAUAGUUUAUUAUAUAAAAAAAUAUAUGCUAUGAGAGAUUAUUUUUAUAAUUUAAUUUAUGAUAAUUAUAAACCUAAUCUAGAUAUAUAUGAAUUAGAAACAUUUGUAGAUGCAGAAUAUAGAACCUAUUCCUAUAAAAAAGAUUUAGACCUCCUUUUCAAACAUUGGGUAUUGAAUGAAAAUAAACAAUUACCAACUAUCCAAUUUGCUAAAAAGGAUGUUGAACUAGCCAAAACAAGACUUAUAUCAAAACGAAAACGAAAAAUCCUAGAAUUUGAUCAGCUUGUUUAUGAACGCCAUGGUAAAAUUCAAAAGGAACUUCAACAUGACCAGCCAAAUGAAGUUGACAAUGAUCCAACUUCAACAAAAGUAUCUGAAGAAACAGAAAGGGACAAACCAAAUGAUAAAUGCCAAAAUAAACUUAUUAAAAAAUCAAUUAGUUGUUUAAUCAAAUGGAAGGUUAGAAGUGAAAAUGAUUCAAACAAAAAAAAUAAACAAAAUGAUAAUAAUUAUAAUGAUGAAUAUGAUGAAGAUGAUAAUAUGGAUUUUACUGAAGAAGAUGAAAAUGAAGAUAAUGAAGAUACAGAUUUUAUCGAUUUUGAUAAAUCUGAUAUAAAAAAUGAGGAAAUAAAAUCUUAUGGAUUUUGUGACGAAGAUUUAGAAACAUAUGAAACUGAUAAUACAACCCCUUUUUAUAAUAUGAAAUUUGCCAAAUUAGUUAUCUAUGAUGAUAAUUAUAAUGAAAAAAGUUUUAUCGAUACAUUGAUGAGAUAUAUACAAUCUUGUGAUUUUCAACGAGCCACUGAUAUUUAUAACUCUUUAAAAGUUAAAGGGAAAGUUGAUACCUUAUAUUUUAAAAAUUAUGAAAGAGCUGAAAAUAUUGCUUUUCUUUUACGUCAAUCUUCAGAAAAAAUAGUAGUUGAUGUGGAACUUUUGUAA
This is a messenger RNA of Plasmodium vinckei vinckei, 2466 nucleotides long. Its product is annotated as conserved Plasmodium protein, unknown function. The coding region runs from base 1 to 2466 and encodes 821 amino acids. The record is from RefSeq and is a predicted model, not a curated record. NCBI's taxonomy places the organism in Eukaryota, Apicomplexa, Aconoidasida, Haemosporida, Plasmodiidae. The transcript has a single exon.